Molecule: messenger RNA, 270 nt
Organism: Cylicocyclus nassatus
Lineage: Eukaryota; Metazoa; Nematoda; Chromadorea; Rhabditida; Strongylidae
Source: the annotation of a GenBank genome assembly
AUGGAUUAUAGCAUUGGUCCAAACAAUCCUUUUCAUGAUGUCGUGCCCACCUCCACGGAAGAUUUUUCGAUUCCCAUUCUGGGUUGGUGUAGUUCAAAUCGCAAUUUUUUUGACAGCUGCGUUUGCGCAGUUUCCAGCAAUAUCGACAGUCGAAUGAAGUUGAUCGCGACACGACUAUUACAGCUCUGCGAUGGAUUUGAUGAGGAAUUUUCUGAGCCAUGUCGUCGCCACUUCCUUGGGAUGUUACGCCUAUGGCGCAAAUCGAGUUGA